Messenger RNA from Magnusiomyces paraingens, 519 nucleotides. RefSeq lists its product as uncharacterized. The record is from RefSeq and is a predicted model, not a curated record. Bases 1 to 519 code for a protein of 172 amino acids. The transcript has a single exon. Gene Ontology annotation, cellular component: membrane. NCBI's taxonomy places the organism in Eukaryota, Fungi, Ascomycota, Dipodascomycetes, Dipodascales, Dipodascaceae.
AUGCCUCGAAGCUCGUCAAUUCCUAUCACAUCGGACCUUCUCUUGGCCGUUUUGGCCUUCUUCAUCCCACCUUUUCCGGUCUUCGUCAAAAUGGGACUCUCCAUAGAUCUUCUUAUCAAUAUUGUCUUGACUCUCCUCGGUGCCUUUCCAGGAAUCAUUCACGCUUGGUACAUCAUUCUUAAAUACCCAGAUGAUGGUGUCCCUGUAGUCCAGGACUGGAUUUCUCGUCACCAUAUCAUUGCUCAGUCUGAUGCCCAAGGCCCGACUGUUGGAGGAUAUACUCAAAUCUCAGAUGAUCCUGGUGCUCUUGAGUCCGGUGUCAUGCCUGGAGCUUAUUCAAACAACAAUAACACCAACGCUAACAUCAACACCAAUACCAACACCACUCACAACAACUAUGCCCCUGCUCCUUCAAACUAUUCUGGACCUUCUACGUCUUCUUCAAACCCCCCACCUUAUGCUAACCAAGGCACAUUUGUUCCUGGAGAUAAUAAGAUCCAGUACGGCUCACAGCUUUAA